ACAACAUGUGAAUUUGUUGUUGUAAACACAAUUUAAAUUUUGUGAAUCCGAGCCUACCUUUAGGCUUUUGCAAUGAUUUUUAUAAUACUUCGCUUUUUCAUAAGUUUAUGUAUCUUUUUUUAGCUUUUUAUAAUGGAUGAAGUGAAUCAGAACUGUGAUGACGAACUGAUAAUAGUGAAUAGAAGAUGUGAAUAUUGUGUCUCUAAAAAGUUCAUUUGUUCAGUCGUGCCUUAUUUUAAAAAAUUGUUUUCUGGCGAUGAAUUGGAAUCAAAGGAAAACAAAGUGACUUUAGAUUUUGAUGAACAUGUUUUGGAUUCUAUCCUUAGUUGGAUUCACACAGGAUUAUUCAUCAUGCAAAUGGAUUAUGUGAUCCUUUUUUUUGAAGCAGCUGAUUGUCUUGAGAUCGAUGAUCGUCUGUGGGAACCUUGUAUUAAUUAUUUUCAUGACAAUUUCACAAUUGAACAUCUUCCAGUCGUUUUACAUCAAGUUACUCAAGAGUCUUUAUUGAUCGAUUCAGGAGCUAUUAACAGUUUCAUUUGUCGCCAUUUUUUGAAGAUCGCUAAUACUAAUGUUUUCUUGGAUUAUCCAGUUGAAACAGUUGAAUAUAUUCUCAAAUUAGAUUUAAUGGUUUACUCUGAAUAUCAAGUUUUUGAAUCAAUCAUGAAAUGGGUGAAUAAGAAUACAGAUUCAAGAAAAGAAUUUCUUUCAAAGCUUUUGACAUUCGUUCGUUGGUCUUUCAUGGAUUCUGUUGGCUCAUCAAAAAUCAAGGAUAAUGAAUUAAUAAAGACUUUGCAAAAUUUCCAUUCAAUUUUAUCCUCUAAUGGUGGCUGUGGGUUCAAUCGCACUAAGCAAAACGUCUUCGUCUCAUUCCAGAGGCUGCCUAAUGGAAAGUUACGUGUAAAAAUAUUUGAUAAAGAUUUAUUUGCACUACCGAUUGGUGAUUUCACUAAAGAUGAUGCAAUGUCACGCGAAUUCGUUCACGAAGAACACAUUUCAGAUAUUUUAAUUGACACUGGGAGAAGAUGUAUCCGAAUUGACUGGAACAAAAAGACAUUUCGAUGGCUCACCGAAUCCUUCUAUUAUAGAGCUUAUGGAGCUUAUGGAGCUUGUGGAGCUUAUUACACCGAAAUUCAUAAAUUGAUUGUCAAUUUUCAGGAUAAUCGUAGUCAAUAUUCCUGCUAUUUGGAUGCUAAAGCUCCUGCACUUGGUGAUGGAAUCCGCUAUAACUCAUAUUUAUUGCUUGAAUAUAAUGAUGGAUUUGUUUGCAUCGGAGAAACUUUUACAAGGAAAUGUUAUGGUAUUUUCCCAGCGACGGACUCGAGAUGGUUCAAUGGUAUUGCGGUUUGUUUUGAUGAUGAACUCCAUGCAACUAUUUUGGGCAAAGUUGUUUAUAUAUUGACGGCAGAAUUAAAUUUUUUCCAGUUUAAUAUCGAAACCCGUUCAUUCAAAAAGCUCAAACUAUUUGAAGGUGCUGAGGAUCACGAAUAUAAUGAUUUUUUCUUAACUUCUCUUCAUGCAGAAGAUGAUAAAGUGAUACUGGUCAAUAAAUGGACCGGAAAAUUCUAUGUUUACUUCAUUAAACAAAAGAAAUGGUCUGACAAAUAUAAAAUCUUCAAUGUAAACCCCAAUUUCAACGAUUCCGAUAAAGAUGAUUAUGAGUUAACCACCUUCACCUCUACGUUUUUACCGAUGAAAAAUAUAAAACCAUUGUUCAAGCGAGAAUUUUUGUAACACUUAGAAAGCUGGCUUUCUAAUAGCUCAAUAUAUUCAACAGUGAAUUUGAUUUAUCGGAAUUCAACAAUUCUCCGUUUUAUUCAACAUGCAAACUGCAAAGUGUUUUUACAAUUGAAUCCUUCUU
Tetranychus urticae (two-spotted spider mite) is the source of this 1858-nucleotide messenger RNA. RefSeq lists its product as uncharacterized. Gene Ontology annotation, molecular function: protein binding. Lineage: Eukaryota; Metazoa; Arthropoda; Arachnida; Trombidiformes; Tetranychidae. The record is from RefSeq and is a predicted model, not a curated record.